Molecule: messenger RNA, 930 nt
Organism: Plasmodium malariae
Lineage: Eukaryota; Apicomplexa; Aconoidasida; Haemosporida; Plasmodiidae
Product: conserved Plasmodium protein, unknown function
Exons: 1
Coding region: 1-930 (309 amino acids)
Source: RefSeq, a predicted model, not a curated record
AUGAAAAAAAUCGAAAAAAGAAGCUGUCAAAGCGUUAAUAAAAUUUACAAUCAUCAUAUUAACGUGAAUGAAGGAAAUAAAGACUGUAAGAAUAGCAAUAAUAAUAUAAUUUUUGCAAACGGACACAAAAAUAAUAGUAUAGAGGAGCAUAAUAAAAAUAGAAAAAUCGCCAAUAUAAGAGUGAAUUGGGUUGAUUAUAAUAAUGGGAGGGGUGGAAAUGAUUACGCAUCGGAUAAUAAAAAGGUAUCGUGUAUUUAUAAACAGGCAGAAAUGAAAGCAGAAAAGAGGGAUGAUAAAAGAGGAGAAAAAAAAGAAAAUUUCAUAUCAAAAAUUGUAGGAGUAGAAGAAAAGGGUAAAAGUAAAUCGAUAACACGAAUGACAACAAUAAUGGAACCGAGAGGGAAUACCAAAGAUAAAAUGGCCAUCAAUAGUAAUAUAGUUAAUAACAUUAAAGAAACAAGUUCAGAAGUUCCUGAUGGUAAAAAUGCUUUUGUAAAGUUAAACGAUAAAAAAAUAAAAAAUUCAAAAAAUUUAGUAAAUGAUAAAGGACAAUUAUUACAUAUAAGUAUGAAAAAAGAUAAAACAAAAAUGAGCGUUAAUAAUUGUAAUAGAAAAAGUUUUGAAAAAAAUGGAACAAAUUGCUCCAAAACUAAAAAUAGAGAAAACAAUGAAAAUAAAAAAAAAAAUAAAAAUAAAAAGGAUUUACUUAAUUCUUUGGAAAUUAAUGGAAUACAGAUAAAAAAUAACAAAUUCAUUCUUAAAUUUAAAGAUAAAUUAAAUAAAGUUCAUAAGUACUUUUUUCCCAUAUAUAAGUAUGGCGAUGAAACUAUUGCAAGAAACAAAGCAAUUUUAUUAAAAAUUCAUAUGUAUUCUUGUUUAUAUUGUCAGAAUGGUAUUCUUUGUAAUUUUGUAGAGAAUUAUACACUAUGA